Messenger RNA from Rubroshorea leprosula, 1325 nucleotides. Lineage: Eukaryota; Viridiplantae; Streptophyta; Magnoliopsida; Malvales; Dipterocarpaceae. The record is from the annotation of a GenBank genome assembly.
CAAGAUAUUUCCAUGUCCAUAUUCUGAUAUUCUGUUCUUGUUCUGCUUCCUCUUGAUGUAUCUGGGUCUUCUUUUUGCAGUCAAACUUUGAUCCUUUGGAAUCCAAAAUCCAUUACCCAUCUUCAAGAUCUUCACUUUUCUUCUAUUUUCUUCGAAGUUAACGUGUUGGUGUGGUUGAGGCAUUUCCUCAAACACAAAGUGACAGUUUCUUCUUUUUGUUUUGGUUGUUUUUUUUCUUUUCAGGGAUUUCUUCAUGCUUAAUAUAUUGUUCUUGAUGUUUGAGAUUCAUGUCUCCAGUUCUCAUUGAAAUCCUUCUUUUUGGGUGUAUGAUAAAAUUCACAUUCAGGCGCAGGACCCAUCUUGUUCAAUCCUUCUCAGUUGUUUUCCUCUACUUUUUAUACUACGUUUCAUGAUUUUUACCUUGAAACCUGCUAAUUAGUGUUAUAUAUAGCCUAUAAUUAGUAAUAUUACUACUAUCUGCAUUAUUCGUGUUAUUAACUAUAUAUCUGGGUCCUGCUAUUAUCUGUCUCUCUUGAUUUACUCUUUGUGUUUGAAAUUUGGAACUCGAAACUGCAAGAAUCAUAUCCAUUUUCCAUGGCUUCCUCUAGUGGCACAUCUUCAGGGUCAUCUCUAAUGCAGAACUCUGGCUCUGAGGAAGAUUUGCGGGCAUUGAUGGAUCAGAAAAAGAGGAAGAGGAUGAUGCCCAACAGGGAAUCAGCAAGGAGGUCAAGGAUGAGGAAGCAGAAGCAUAUGAAUGAUCUGAUGGCACAGGUGGCUCAGCUGACAGAAGAGAAUCACCAGAUCAUCACAAGCAUAAACAUCACCACACAGCUCUUUGCGAACAUUGAGGCUGAGAACUCUGUGCUGAGAGCUCGGGCUGGGGAACUCACUCACAGAUUGCAGUCCUUGAAUGAGAUCCUCAGUGUCCUGAGUGAAGGCAAUGCUGCCUUUGAGGCUGAGGACACAAGUGCUGCUUUCGUUGUGCCUGUUGACAGCUUCCUCAACCACUUCAACAUGGCCUCCCUGAAUCAGCCUAUCUUGGCUUCUUCUGACCUGUUGCAGUACUAAUCUGAAAUGGGAUCGUUUGAUCUUAGGCAGAUUCUUCAGAAAAAAGAGAGUAAAAAGGAGAGAUUGUCUAUGUAAUGUAUUUGAGUGUUUAAGGAAUAAGGAAAUGUCUAGGUAAAAAUGUUGGUGUUUGUGGUUAUUGCCUAUUGUCGGGAUUUUUGCCAUGUAAAUUAGGGUAUAAUUCAGAAAUCUGUAUGCAAUUAUCUAUUAAUGUAAUGGGAGUUUCUUAGUUUUAAAAUUGUGCCUUCGUUUUUACUUGC